CAGCCGGCAAAGGCCGCUUCCUUUUUAUAUAUAUAACAACGACACAACGUGGUUAUCUAUAUUUAUUUGCGUGUUUAUAUGUGCGUUGAAGAGUCAACCGAAAAAAACCAAAGCCAAGCAUGUAUCUGUUUAUUGGAAAUCUCGGUUCUUUUCAGAAGAACGAUAGUGAUUGAUUUCUGGGUUUCAAUCGUAUUGUGUCAAUUUAUCCGAUUUGAUAAGAUUAGUGUCUUCUUUCUAGAAUUUGGGGUGUUUAUUGCCGACUUUGAAUGUUUGGGUGAAGAUAAGGAUCGAGCUUGAAUGAUUGGUCUUCUAGUCCAUGUUUUUGACAAUCUGUGUCUAAGGGUCUUGAAUUGGGUCUAAUUGAUCUGUCGGGUUUAGGCCAAAGCUUGAAAAUUAUUUCAAGAAUUGGCAUAAGUUGAUUCUAUUUUGAUGGGAUGGCAAAAGAUGGAGUUUUUGGAAGUAUAGUAUCGGUUUUCGGGGGUGAAUUUUGUUGGUGAAGGAGGAUUCUGAAGCUACGGUUGGAUAAUACGGCAAUAUGGGUUGCAUAAGCUCUAAGGCUGACCGGGAAAGCCCGAAUGAGAGGCGGGUGUCGCGUAAAGGGUCAAUAGAUAGGCGUGUUGCACAUGUUAGUUCAGGCAAAAGAGAGGAGGUAGGUCGAUCAAAGGAUAGAUUGGAUAGUGCUGAGGCGAAGAUUAUGUUGAUUGAUAAGAAAACAACUGGUUCGAAUAGGUAUUUUGCUGAUCAGGUGGGGAAGAAGAAGGAAGAGAAUUGUGAAGCUACAACUAUUUGUCAUCAAAGUUUGGGAAGGGUCCCAAAGAGUAUAGAAGGAGAACAGGUUGCAGCAGGAUGGCCAUCUUGGCUUGCUUCAGUCGCCGGUGAAGCUAUCAAUGGAUUGGUGCCGCGGCGUGCUACCACAUUUGAAAAGUUGGAAAAAAUAGGCCAAGGAACUUAUAGUUGCGUAUACAAGGCUCGGGAUAUCACUAAUGAUAAAAUUGUUGCUUUGAAGAAAGUUCGCUUUGACAUUCAUGACCUUGAGAGUGUGAAGUUUAUGGCCAGGGAAAUUAUUAUUUUGCGUAGACUUGACCAUCCAAAUAUAAUUAAACUGGAAGGAUUGAUUACUUCCCAGAUCUCAUCCAGCUUAUACCUAGUAUUUGAGUAUAUGGAACAUGAUCUAACGGGACUUGCAUCCAUUCCUGGAAUGAAGUUCACAGAACCGCAGGUUAAGUGUUAUAUGCAGCAGCUAUUAAGUGGACUUGAUCAUUGCCAUAGGCAUGGCAUUCUGCAUCGUGACAUAAAGGGUUCAAAUCUUCUUAUUGAUGGCAAUGGUAUUUUGAAGAUUGCGGAUUUUGGCUUAGCAAGUUUUUUUGAUCCUCAUAAUAGCGUUCCAUUGACGAGUCGUGUAGUGACUCUGUGGUAUCGACCACCAGAACUUUUACUUGGAGCAUCUAAGUAUGGAGUUGCAGUAGAUUUGUGGAGCACUGGUUGCAUACUUGGGGAAUUAUAUGCCGCGAAGCCUAUUUUGCCUGGAAAAACAGAGGUUGAGCAAUUGCAUAAGAUUUUUAAGCUAUGUGGCUCACCAUCUGAAGAUUAUUGGAGAACGUCAAAAUUGCCUCACUCAACAGUAUUUAAACCUGUACAACCCUACAGAAGAUGCAUUGCAGAAACAUUCAAACAGUUUCCUGAGCCAGCUGUAAGGCUUAUGGAGAGCUUGCUUUCCGUAGAUCCAGCUCAUCGAGGAACUGCUGCUUCCGCACUUAAGAGUGAGUUCUUUUCAGUAGAACCGCUUGCAUGUGAUCCUUCGAGUUUGCCCAAAUAUCCUCCCAGCAAGGAGAUUGAUGCUAAAAGGCGAGAUGAAGAAGCUAGAAGGGAAGGAGCAGUAGGAGGCAGGGGCCAAAAGCUUGAGCCACAAAGGAGAGGACCAAGAGGAUCUCUUGAUAGAGAUCCUAUCCCAGCUCCUAAUGCGCAUGCUCAAUUAGUGUCGUCAGGCCAGAGAGGAUAUCAAACGAGUUCAAAGAGUAGAAGUGAGAUCUAUAAUUCUCACAAGCAGCAAACUAAUUCUGGAUUUCUGGUUGAUCCCUCUCAACUAAGACAAUCUGUACAGAAAGACUCUGUGGAGCAUCAACAUAAGAAAGUUUCUUAUUCAGGGCCAUUAGUUCAUGGAACUGGACGGGCAAAGGCUGGAAAGGAACAUGAUGUCCCUCCUGCAAUAUCAGCCCGAACUAAUUUGUCGAACUUAUCGGGUUUAGUUGCAGCUAGAACUUCGUCGGCUGAAGUAUGGCAAGGAAAAUUAAGUGCAUCGCAGCAAGAAACAAUAAAGCAAGUUGGCAGGUCUAGGGGCUCUCUUAAUCAAUUGGAGUUCGCAGGAAAGGAGGAUCGAAAAUGUGACAUGCAGAAGGUCACAAAGUCUCCUCAAUCGGGAGGUGGAAAAUUUGUUGAUAGAGAAUCAAGUCUGCAGGUUCAUGGACCCAAAGGAAACAAGAUUUAUGUUUCUGGCCCAUUACUUGUUCAAUCAAACAAUGUGGAGCAGAUGCUUAAAGAGCAGGAUCGCCAAAUCCAAGAAUUUGCUCGGCGAGCACGAGUUCAAAGGGCAAAGCUUCAGAACAGUCGGCAUGCAAUUGAAGGCUGCAGUCGAUAAUGGAAUGAUGCUUCCGUCAUGAGACAGAGAAAUCAGGAGUAAAACCUGAUACUCAAUCUGUUCUUUAGAUAGUCAAGAAAAGUCUGGUCAAUAUGACAGAUUUUUCCGGGUCGCAAGGCUCUCUGUACAGUAAGUGUUUCCUUUUAUCGUAUGAUUUAUUUCCUUCCCAGUUUACAACAAAAGCACAUUCAGAAUUUGUCAAUUUUGAUGACAUGUUUGUGUAGAGAGAUAGAUUUAUACAUGUACUCACUACUCAGCAAUUCCUCAAGCGGCCGUUUAAUGGUUAAUAGUGUAUCUUGUAUAUAUAAUAAUUCAAGUUUUCAAUGUGGUGA
Messenger RNA from Tripterygium wilfordii, 2967 nucleotides. RefSeq names its product probable serine/threonine-protein kinase At1g54610. Gene Ontology annotation, cellular component: cyclin-dependent protein kinase holoenzyme complex; nucleus. The coding region runs from base 536 to 2635 and encodes 699 amino acids. Gene Ontology annotation, biological process: protein phosphorylation; positive regulation of transcription elongation by RNA polymerase II. The record is from RefSeq and is a predicted model, not a curated record. Gene Ontology annotation, molecular function: cyclin-dependent protein serine/threonine kinase activity; ATP binding; RNA polymerase II CTD heptapeptide repeat kinase activity. Lineage: Eukaryota; Viridiplantae; Streptophyta; Magnoliopsida; Celastrales; Celastraceae. The transcript is spliced from 9 exons.